This is a messenger RNA of Colossoma macropomum (tambaqui), 4045 nucleotides long. RefSeq lists its product as uncharacterized. Bases 161 to 4045 code for a protein of 1294 amino acids. The transcript has 20 exons. The record is from RefSeq and is a predicted model, not a curated record. NCBI's taxonomy places the organism in Eukaryota, Metazoa, Chordata, Actinopteri, Characiformes, Serrasalmidae.
AUCAUGCUGGGUACUGUACAACUUUUUCACUGACUAAUCAAAAAAACAAAUCUAAGCAGCGAGAGUUUAUGGAUGUUAAUCGUGCUGUUUUUGCUGUGAGCUGCUGUUUGUGUCUGAUUUUCUAAGGAGGAAGAAUAUCAAUGUAUCUGCAGUCGAGAACAUGGCAAGACUUCUGCUGCUGCAAGUGAUUUUUCAUGGCAUCCUGUUUAGUGGUACCUGGACAUGGUCAGUAACAAUGCCAGGGAGCAUUAAAGGCCUAUACGGUUCCUGCUUGGUUAUACCAUGUAGGUUCUCCUACUACUCAUAUCCACCUACAAACCCUUAUCGAGUAGUGUGGUAUCAGUAUGUUAGUCGUGGAUACCCUUUAGUGUAUGAUAGUUGGAACCCUGGAUCAGUGAUUGACAAGUUCAGAUGGAAAACCAGUUUAUAUGGGAACCCAUCAAAGAGGGACUGCAGCCUGCUGAUUGACAACCUUAAUCAAUACCACCAUGGAGAAAAGCUUUAUGCCUGGAUAGACCCGGAAAAUGUUGGAUACAGAACUUAUGCAUUCUAUGAUGUUACCAGUACGAUUAACAUUGAAACAUCAGCACAAGUACCCAGCAUUGGCAUUUUUGGAGGAAACCAAAUUGGGCAACACAUCACUGUCCACUGCAGCACUUACCACACCUGCCCUUACAGAAAACCCUCUCUGACUCUGAGUGGGAUAGAUGGAACACAAGACAGAUUGGAACACACUGACAUUGGAAGUGGCACCUGGAAAAUCACGCUGAUACGUGAAGGGAUUGUUAAGUCUGAUAACCAAAGAGUUGACUGUGUGGUCAGACAUCCCGGUGGUCUUUCGGCUUCAGCUACUAAAACACACACUGCGACAUGUCCCAUUUACAGACCCCAGAUUACACCUGAUUCCAGCACUGAGUUUCUUGAGGGAGUGGAAACAGACAUCAUUUGCUCGGUCAGAUACAAGUGCCCCAGAGAUCGACCUUACAUCACUUGGAAUGGUGGACAGUUAUCUGGCAGCAUGUCUCUUGUAUCUGGAACACAACAGGAAGCUAGAUCAACAUUAAAGUUCACUGCAAGUGCUACUGACCAUGGGAAAGUCAUUACCUGCCAAAUAGAUUUUAAAGGAAGUGUUCAAAGAGUCGCAAUUACUUUAAAAGUGAAAAGGUCAAUGUUCUCCCGUGACUGGACAUUCUCCAUGCCCAAUGCGAUCAGAGGGGUCCGGGGCUCAUGUGUGGUCAUUCCCUGCAGUUUUGACUUCAAAACCACACAGCCUCCCAAUGUCAAUGUGAAAUGGUAUGAAUUCUCUGAUACACAGUAUCCUUUAGUGUACGAUCAAUCAGCACAGAAUGUUAUCACCAAGUUCAGAGGGAAGACGAGCUUGUAUGGAUCUCCAAAUGAGGGAAACUGUAGUUUGAAGAUCCAGUCUCUUGAAAUGCAGCAUAACCAGGAGAGACUGUAUCCAUGGAUGGACCCAAAGCCUAUUGAAACGUACCACAGAGAAAAUUACCUUGAUGUAACCAUUGCACUUGAAGUAACAGAUAAUAUUGAGAAACCGAAGGUGGACAUUACUGGCAGUGAGCAGGUUGGAGAGCCGAUCACCUUGUCAUGCAGUGUGAUACACACCUGUCCUUCAACUCCCCCAACACUGAGCUUCAGUAUCUCCCGUGGAACUGAACGUCUAAUGCACACACCCCUACAUGAAGGCAAAUGGAAGAUAACCAAAGAGAUUACAUGGAAUGUCCAGGAGGAUGAUGUUUCUGUUACUUGUACUGUUAGUUAUUCAAGUGGACAGACCGCUGUGACUGAAGUCAGGCUCCGCCCCUUAUGUGCUUUUGAGAAACCAAAAAUAAGCCCAACACAAGAUGAAGUCAUGGAGGGAAUUGAGAAGAUCUUUAGUUGUACUGUGCAUCACACAUGCCAAAAACAGAAGCCAGCCCUCACCUGGAACUACCAAAACAUGCCAAUUUCAGUUCAAACUCAAAAUAUUAACUCCACUAUUUGGGAAACAGUUUCCACAUUAAAAUUCAGAGCAGUGAAGGAUGAUCAUGGAAAGUCAUUGACAUGCACAGCUCAGUCUUCAAAGGAAGAGUCUUCAGAUUCUGUUGUUUUAAAAGUAAAGAGAGGAAUGUCCUCACUGGACUGGACAUACUCAAUGCCGAGCAAGAUUAAAGGCCUUCAAGGCUCCUGUCUGGUCAUUCCCUGUAGCUUUGACUUCAAAACCACAUGGCCCAGCAAAGUCAGGGUGAGAUGGUAUGAGCUCUCCACUACACGGUAUCCUUUAGUGUAUGAUGAAGACGGCCGUGGUGUCACUAGCAAGAUCUGGGGGAAGACAGAAUUGUAUGGAUCAUCCAGUGCGGGAAACUGCAGUUUGAAGAUUAACCCACUAAUAAUGCCACAAAACGAAGAGAAACUGUAUCCCUGGAUGGAUCAAAAUCCAGUUGAAUCAUUCCACAAAGAAAACUAUGACAAUUUCGUGGAACUUCAAGUAACGGAACAAGCUGAUAAACCAGAGCUCAGCAUCCUUGGCGUACCCCGAGUUGGAGAGCAAAUCACAGUGUCCUGCAGUGUAUAUCAUACCUGUCCAUCCAGUCCUCCAACACUGAGCAUGGGUAAAGCUCUACAGACUGACACCACUGCACAUGCUCCCGUGCAGGAUGGAUUCUGGGUGAUCACCAAACAACACACAUUUGUAAUUAAAGAAGAUGAGCAAACCGUUACAUGCAAAGCCACAUUCCCAGGUGGUCAGACAUCAGAAGCGUCGAUCAACCUCAAUGCUCAAUGUAUCCACAAAGAUAUAGUGAUUGAGCCAGAGCUGGCUGAUGUCACAGAGGGAGUCGCAGAAAACUUUACCUGCAAAGUUUUCCAUUCUUGUAAAAAACAAACUCCAGAUAUCACCUGGAACUAUGAAAACAUGCCUGAGACUGUGGAGACUAAACAAAACCGAGGAUCGGGCUGGGUCACCAGUUCAAAUGUACUAUUUUUAGCAUCAAUGGAGGAUCAUGGAAAGAAGCUCACCUGCACUGCAAAAUUUCCUUAUGGAGAAAUCACAGCUUCUGUGGUUUUAUAUGUUCAAAAGUUUGUGCCCAAAAUAGUGGAUCCAUUUGAGAAUGACACUCUGCACAUUUACGAGGCAAAUGUGGUGUCCAGGAUCAGUGCCCUGACCCGCUCCUGUGUGGUGAUACCGUGCACUUUCCAGAUCGGAGAUGUGCCUGUCACCCGGCUCCGUGGCCUAUGGUACACCAACAAGGGGGAAUAUGUUUUCCAUACUGGACAGACCAACGUUCUGGACAACUUUAAAGGUCGUACAAAGCUGUUGGGGGACACAAAUGAGCAGAACUGCACUUUAGAGAUUGAUGAUGUCCAAGCCCACGAUAAUGGGCCAUUUUGUUUCCAUGCAGAAAAGGGCAGCGACAAGUACAGGUUUAACCACAGCUGCGUUUUCAUCUUAAUGAAAGCAACUCCUGACAAGCCUGUGAUUUCGGAUCUUCCUGAAGAGCUGGAGCCAGGCAAGAGAUAUACAAUUAGCUGUUCUGUCACCCACACGUGCCCCUCACACCCCCCAACUAUAACCUGGAGUAUUCCAACUGCCAAGAAAGUGGUUAGCCACAUGGAGACAAGUGCAGGCCAGUGGAAAACAAUCUCAACAGUUACUUACGUACCAACUGGCUAUGAAGAGGAAGAAGACCUCAUUUGCACAGCUUCAUUCUGGAGAGGAAAGAAACAAGAGAGUUCAGUCGAGCUUCCUGUGAAAAGAUAUGAGGGGCUGAGAAUGGAGACCAUAGGACCUUACAUCCUCGCACCUUUGUUUCUAGUUUUACUUCUUUGUGGCGUAGCUAUAGCUGGAGCUGUCAUUUAUAAGAAGAGGGCUAGGCGGACGCCUUCAGACGGAGAAAGGAUUGAGAAAAGGAGAUCGGUGUGGGCCCAAUUAUCCAGGAGAUCUGAUGGAACUGCAAGCUGGCUGCCAUCUGUGAAAAGAAACAAUGUACCAGCACGGCCACCAAAACCUGAGAAAAGACAGAGCAUCUGGAGCCGCUUUUCCAGGUGA